GGAUUGAUGUCGUAGUCCAUGAGGUUAAGGCGCGCGCGCCGCUGGGGCUUUUGAUUGUCUGAGAGGACAAUUUGAACGUGUUACGGAUUUACUACUCUGUCCGGUGAACGAGUGCUGCUGAGCAGGAUGGCUGCUGAGGUGAAUGGAACAGAGCCUCAGUCUAGGGAUGAGGAAGAGCCCAUGGAUACUUCAAGUGGUACUCAUACUGAACACUACGACAAACUAAUAGAAGCUGGACUCCCUCAGAAAGUGGCUGAAAGGCUUGAUGAAAUAUUUCAGACAGGAUUGGUAGCUUUUGUAGAUUUGGAUGAAAGAGCCAUUGAUGCCCUUCGAGAGUUUAAUGAAGAUGGAGCCUUAGCAGUGCUGCAGCAGUUUAAAGAAAGUGAUCUUUCCCAUGUUCAGAACAAAAGUGCGUUCUUAUGUGGUGUUAUGAAAACAUACCGACAGAGAGAAAAACAAGGAAGCAAGGUGCAGGAAUCAACAAAGGGUCCCGAUGAAACAAAAAUAAAGCUCGUGUUAAGCCGGACAGGACAAAGCCUGGAGACCAGUACUGGACCUACUAUGCUGGGGGGCCCACCUUGCGGGGAGAUGCAUUCAGGUCCUGAACCUGGUAUAGGCACUAUGGUCUUUGUAGGCAAGAUUCCCAGAGACUUGUAUGAAGACGAACUUGUGCCUCUCUUUGAAAAAGCUGGAUCCAUCUGGGAUCUGAGAUUAAUGAUGGACCCCUUGUCUGGUCAAAACAGGGGCUAUGCAUUCAUUACAUUUUGUAACAAGGAUGCAGCACAGGAAGCUGUCCGAUUGUGCGACAACUAUGAAAUACGACCUGGAAAGCAUCUAGGGGUGUGCAUAUCUGUGGCAAACAAUAGACUAUUUGUUGGUUCAAUUCCCAAGAACAAAACAAAGGAGAAUAUUUUAGAAGAAUUUAAAAAAGUCACAGAGGGUUUGGUGGAUGUGAUCCUGUAUCAUCAACCGGAUGAUAAAAAGAAAAACCGAGGGUUUUGUUUUCUUGAAUAUGAAGAUCAUAAAUCUGCUGCUCAGGCGAGGCGUAGACUUAUGAGUGGCAAAGUCAAGGUUUGGGGGAAUGUGGUGACAGUAGAAUGGGCAGAUCCUGUUGAAGAACCUGAUGAUGAAGUCAUGUCUAAGGUGAAAGUACUGUUUGUACGGAACCUUGCUUCUAGUGUAACUGAAGACAUCCUUGAAAAAACAUUUUCAAAAUUUGGAAAGCUUGAAAGAGUGAAGAAGCUUAAGGAUUAUGCAUUUGUUCACUUUGAGGACAGAGAUGCUGCAGUCAAGGCCAUGGACGAAAUGAAUGGAAAGGCUGUAGAAGGAGAAGAAAUAGAAAUAGUUCUUGCCAAGCCACCUGAUAAGAAGAGGAAAGAGCGUCAAGCUGCCAGACAAGCCACUCGAAGCACGGCGUAUGAAGAUUAUUACUACUACCCUCCACCUCGUAUGCCACCUCCCAUGAGAGGCAGAGGUCGUGGUGGGAGAGGGGGAUAUACCUAUCCCCCUGAUUACUAUGGCUACGAAGAUUAUUAUGAUGAUUACUAUGGCUAUGAUUAUCAUGACUACCGUGGUGGCUAUGAAGACCCGUACUAUGGCUAUGAUGAUGGCUAUGUAAUAAGAGGAAGAGGUGGAAGGGGUGGGCGAGGUCUUCCACCACCGCCUAGAGGGCGGGGUGCACCACCGCUUCGAGGUAGAGCUGGCUACCCCCAGCGGGGGGUACCCAUGGGACCACCAAGAGGAGCCCGGGGUGGGAGAGGGGGCCCUACACAACAGCCAAGAGGUCGUGGUGCUCGUGGAGCAAGGGGAAAUCGUGGGGGCAACGUUGGAGGCAAGCGAAAAGCUGAUGGGUACAGCCAACCUGAUUCCAAGCGUCGCCAAACGAACAACCAGCAGAACUGGGGCUCUCAACCGAUCGCUCAACAGCCUCUCCAGCAAGGUGGUGGCUAUUCUGGUAACUAUGGUUACAGUAAUGACAACCAGGAAUUUUAUCAGGAUACUUAUGGGCAACAGUGGAAGUAGACAUGUGAGGGCUUGAAAAAUGAGAUUGGCAAGAUCUGAUUGGCUAUCAUUCUGCAUCCUUCCAAAUACUGAUUGGCUUAAACUAGACAUUCAUUAUCGAUUGGCUGCCCUUUCUAUUUGACUGAAGAGCCUCUGUUGUAUAUACCAGUCGUGUUACUAUUUUCUUUCUCAGCAUAGUUGCACAUGGACAUUUCUGACUACAUAACGUCCCUCAAGUUCUGUGAGGAAUUCAGUGCUUUUAUUGUUUUAGGCUACAUUUUAGCAGAUAUAAAAGAGGAUGGGCCCAGUUUUCCAAUCAUGAUUUUGCAGAAGCAUCUGGUUUUGGACAGUUUCCACUUUUUUGGGGAUAGUCUGCUGUAGGUUUAUGCUGUAUAUAAAAGCUAGAGCUUUCUCCUAGCAGUUUUAAGCGAUUGAACGAUUCAACAACUUUUUAAGUUUUUCUUGUAUUGGACAGUAACCUUUGAUUGUUUGCUUGCAUUCAUAGAAGUAGGUUAACUGUGUUUUUAAAACAAACAAAACAAAAAAAUGUUAAUACUUAACUCAUUGGAAAUCUGCCCUUCAAAAAUUUUGUUUGGCUUGAAUCGUCAAAAAAAAAAAAAAAAAAAAACUUGAAAAUUUGUUCCUUGAUGUGACUGUAUUGACCAAUUUCUUGUACAUGUAAAAUCAAUAAAACUCAAAACACGUUAAAACCAUCAAACACACAAAAAUGAAAAUCCAUUACAAAUUUAAUUGUGUGACAAAACAUUUUUUGAAUUGUAAAUUGUUUCAUUGACAUUUUAUAGAAAUGCCUAUAUGACUGAUCAAAUUUAUGCAAAAAAGUGACCACACAUUGGAACACCAUCGUAAAAAGACUGACCAUCGCACUCAUUACCAUUUUGUAAAUGAAUGAACUGCUAUUGCAAGGGCAGUUCAUUUUUUUCUACCAAAUAUUUGGUUUAAGAUCUGCUGUACAUGAAAUCUGUCAUUUGCAAAAUAUCAAAAGGUGCUUAAACAACAGCAAAAAACUUGAUAAUUUUGAUUUCCGUUGGAUCAGUUCAGUCCGCUAAACAGUUCUGUUGUAGAGGUGGGUUUUAUCUUAAUGGCAAGGUUUUUGUCAGAGUGAUCAUAAUUGACUGUUGGCACUGUGUGUGGUUAAAGCUGUCUUUUUGUCGCUGAGAAUGUGGUAUUGUGUAUGCAGAACAGUUGUGUGUUUUUUGUCAAAGCUAUUUGGGUCACGUACUAAAACACUCUUCCCAUUAGGUAAGUUUCUUGCAAUUCAUUUUAGCAAAAGAUUAGUUUAUCGACAUUUUGAGUCCCCUGUUGUACAUAAGUGUAUUUUUACUAGUGUUUUUCUCUUUGAUUGAUCAAGUAAUUGCAUUCAAGCCUGUGUAAGUAUGUUUAUUGGUUUGGCUGUACAUGCUUGCUCUUCAAGAAAAAUUAUUUUUAUUCAGGUUUUUAUUGAUGACAUCUUCCACGUUUAUUUUGUGUAUUCCAUUUUACAUACAUAAAGCUUACAUUUAGCUUGAUAAAGCCACCGUUGCCUAUUUUUACUAGUUUUUUAAUUGAGAAAUGUGAUAAAAAGACAACUUAUAAACCUAGAACUUAACAGGAGGUUAUGACAGCUGGCUUGUUAAUGUCUGCAUGUAGUCCUUCAGUUGCUACAGAAUUUGUAAAUCUUACCUGUGAUGAUUUUCACUGUUCUUUGCUGAUUGUAUUAUGAAGUCAUUAAAGACCAUGCUGCAGCUUCA
Molecule: messenger RNA, 3749 nt
Organism: Protopterus annectens (West African lungfish)
Lineage: Eukaryota; Metazoa; Chordata; Ceratodontiformes; Protopteridae
Gene: HNRNPR
Product: heterogeneous nuclear ribonucleoprotein R
Exons: 15
Coding region: 127-2022 (631 amino acids)
Cellular component (GO): nucleus; ribonucleoprotein complex
Molecular function (GO): mRNA binding
Source: RefSeq, a predicted model, not a curated record